GGCCCCUCCUUGCCGACAUUGCUUCCCUUCUCUCUUUAUUAUUUGGCCUCUUCUUUUGUUUGUCGUGAGCUUGGUCAUUGGUGAUGAACUUCUGGGUGUGAGGUCGUCAUAUGGCUGGUGUUCCUCUUGCUCCUGGUGAUAGUGAGUGCGUGGAAUACUUUAAGGGGACGAAGGCUCGGGAAUGGAUUGUGGUUAGGCGACAGAGGUUUGGCGGUGCAUCCCGUUUAUUGACUAAGCUUGUUGGAGAAAGAUGGAUUUGAGCGAGAUUCCGAGUUUGGUUGACUGUUUUGCUGGAGGUAGUGACGAUGCCCUUGUUGAGUCUGGUCAGUGUACCGCCGGUGUGGAGCCUUCGGCAUCUGCUCGUAGUAUUGUUGCGGGUCUUACUAGUACGACAGUUCCUGUUCCGUUCGCUGGUGUUUUCGGAAAGGAAGUUUUUGUUGCGGGAGGCGAGAAGGUUGUGAAGAAAAGAGUUGCCGCUGGUCAUUCACCAAAAAACGUGCCCCCUUCGAAAUCUCGCAAAGUUGUGAGCUCUGAUGUCGAGCCGUCUUUGGUGGUUGAGUCGCCUGCUGCGGAGAAGGCUGCCUUUGAACCGUUUGAACAUUCAUUCAAUGGUUUGUCCUCGGGAUGUGGUGAUCUUUUUAAGUUGUUUCAAUCGCCGGGUGGCGUUGAUGGUUUGCCUUUUGACCACGGCAGGCGCGGUGAGUGGUAUCAGGAGUUCGCUCGUCACUUGGCUGUUGCUACAAAGUUUACGAACAAAUUGGUGGUUAAUCAGAAUGAAGAGCUUGAAGAGGUGAAGGCGGAGCUUGAAAAAACGAAGGCUGAGCUUGCUUCUAUUGAGGGCAAGGCUGAUAGUUCUGAGGAAAUAGCGGCUCUGCGCGGUAAGUAUGAGGCUGAGAAGAAAGUGUCCUCAGAUGCAUUGGAAGAAGUUCAAAGACUCACUGCAAAAAUAGCUCUGGAAGCUGGACGGGUGAAGAAGCGUCAAGCGGCCGACUUGGAGCGUUUUAAGAAGGAAAAACAGGUGGCGGGUAGGAGGUAUCGCAGGGCAGUAACGAGACAUGAUGAUGUGCUUGAUACUUUUAAUUCUCGUAUGGAAAAGGUGCAGAGGUAUGUGGAAAAUCAGAAGGUUGUUCGCACAUCUAUGUAUGGAGUGAAUCAGAUUGUGGGAGUGCUUGAUGCUGCCAAGACUUGGAAGAAAGAGGCAAUAAUUAUUCCUGAUGGUAAGGUUAAUCAUCUUGCGAAUGAAUUGGUCCGGAGGAAGGAGAAAGCAAACUUGGUUGUUCGUGUUGAGUUUGAACCCAAGGAACUGGCUGAUAUCCCUUCCUUUGAUUUUACUCGUCCACUCUCUCCUGUUCAUCUGACUCUGACUGCGGGGGUUGAAGAUGUUGUUAAGGCAAGAGGGAAGGAGGAAAAUUGUCGUCGUGAGGAAGCAAGUCGUCGUCGUGUGGCUGAGCGUGCUGGUGCUGCGUCUUCGGAUGUGAGGUGUGAGGGUCAAGUUCCUUCCCGCCCGUAGUUUAGUUCGUGUGAUCGUCAAGGCCCUGCGUGGCUGCUGCUAUCUUUUAUUUUUAUGCUCUUAUUUUAGACUUUGGUUGUUAUGAUUUGAUCAUGUUGAUCUCUUUCGGAUAUGGAUGGUGGUCUUCUUGUUGGUUUUUGUUGUUAUGAUCGAUCAUGUUGGACUUCUUUUAUAUGAUGCUUGAAUUCUUCAUGUUUGUUUUCA
Molecule: messenger RNA, 1714 nt
Organism: Brassica napus (rape)
Lineage: Eukaryota; Viridiplantae; Streptophyta; Magnoliopsida; Brassicales; Brassicaceae
Exons: 4
Coding region: 251-1510 (419 amino acids)
Source: RefSeq, a predicted model, not a curated record